UGUCCGUAGCCGGAUUCGACGACGAUCGCUUCACACUAUGAUCGGUUUCGCGAAUGAACGCAUCGUUUUCGGAACGAAAAAGAGAUCAAAAAAAAAAAAAAAAAAUCCAACGUCUUGCACAGUACACAGGGUUCGAGGACAAUGUAAUUUCCUAUCGAUCGCGUUUGACGGCAAUUGGAUACGUGUUUGUGUACGGACCGAAACCGUGUUGCUAUGGAAAUCGUUGUGCCGCGUUCGAACUACAAACACUCUGUUGUACGAACGUAUCCUACUGACGCGUGACGAGCUCCGUAUCGCUGACAUGUCGCAACGAGUAGCAAGCGUUCGGGCAGUGAUCGAAGGAUGUGCCGAACGGGGAGUGCAGGUCUCCGAAGAACUGGCAUCCGUGUUCUAUAACUGCUGCACCUUAAAGCCUCGCGCAGACACGGGUUCAGCGAGAAAAACGUCGGAAAUGACUAUUACGGCAGACGCAAUCAAACGGUGCAUUGAUCGUUUAUGUGUCCGCGACGACCCGGCCAUCGCUUGCGUGAAAAUGCAAUUGCUCUUGGAACACGAUUACAGAAACAGAGAAUUCGUCAUCAACAGCGUGAACGAAGACUUUGAUCGCAGGACCGAACCGAUAUUAAACGAAAUCUUGGAAAACCUCAGAACGCUGCAGUGCGACGAAAACAACGUGUAUUACACGAGACUGGUACAAUACGUGAUUUUGGUCAACUACAUCGGAGAUCCGACCGCGCCCGAAUGCCUGCAGAAAACUUCCGGCGUCUUGAACGGUGUCGUCGACCGGUACGGGCCGCCGGGCUUCGGAGAAGACGACCGAUCGCCGCGUUCGAGGACGGAACGGCUGAAGGAGAUCGCGAGUUUGGCGUGCGCGGUAACGCUGCACGGUGCCGACCGGAGCGAUUGCCGAGAAGGAAUAUUUGACCGUGAGACCUUUUUACGUUUAGCGGUCGACGCGAACACCGAACACCGAUUGACCGUUGUGCGAUUUUCAGUGGUGGACAACCUGCCGGACGCUGCCGACGCGCUCGUGCGAGAGAUCGACCUGGAGUCGGACGACAGCCGGAAAACAGCGACGGCGUUAGCGUCGCGGAUACGUCGGUUUUACAAGGUGGACGAGGAUUUCUCGGGCCCGUUGUUCGCGGUGCGCGUACGUCUGGCGGACAUGGGGACCGACGAGCUGAACGGGUUGAAAGCGGUUUUAGCGUUCCAUCUGCAGCGCGUAAAAAAUUUAGAAACGAUGAAAAAAGACAUAUGUGAGUACAAAGACGACUUGCUAACAACGUUUCACAAUUAUAAUUUAACGUUGACAAGAAUAAGGAAUAAUUUUCAAACCAUCGACGACAUUGAUGAUAUUAUUUAUCCACAACUCAUCGAUCUGUCAACUACUUGGAGCGAAAUAAUAGACAUCACGAACUAUUUGAGCACUACGGCCAGUUUUGUAUCGACUAUGAAGCAAAUGAAAAAUGAAGUCAUCAAUGUAGAGCGCAUUAGGAUUUUGCCAGCACCAGAUAUGAUUCCAAACAUUAAUGCGAACGAACAGCGGAAAAUUAUUAAAACACAUUCCUUACACCCUACGUGUAAACUGUAUCCAUCAUCGUGCAACGCGAUUGAUAGAAGAAACUUAUUCGUACAACGUAUACUUGUAAUCAUGUCCGUGUAUAGAACUAACAAAAAUUAUUUUCAGGCCGAUGGAUAUUGUGUGGUUAUGUUUGUUGAAACCGGAGGUACAUUAAUAAAGCAUGAUAAAAAUGUAUGUAUAAUAAAAUGCUCCGACAAGUGGUUCAGCUUUUCGUGUAUUCAAGCGGCACUCACUUUUGGCGCUAACCCUUCAUACUAUCUGAAUGGUUUCUAUAAUUUGUUGAGGUCUGAAGCACAUUUAUUAUUUUUCUUCCAUUUAUAUGAACAAAUAGCAGAUAAACAAUACAUUUCUAAUGAACGAAUGCGCGGUAAAUACAGGGAUAUACUAGAACAAAUUGUACUAGAACCAUAUGAUAACACUACAACAAAUGGAUCCAUUCCAAAUACAAAUGAGAUAAAGAAAUGCAACCUUCAGCUGGGCUAUACAUCAAAUAUGGUAACUCGGAGUACACAGACUCAGGAUGUUUAUAAAUCAGUUCAAAUCCAAACUGGUUUAUGUAAAGUUGGCUAUCACACUAGUGAAAAAUCUACCAGUACAAAUCCACUUAUUGACUUAUGAAACCAAACAUUCAGAAUAAAAUGUAUAUGAAGCUUUAGACAAUAGCCAUACCAAUGGUUUAGUGUAGCGGUUCCCAACCUAGGGGUAAUUACCCUCCAAGGGGUAAAACCAGAUAUUUUAAAGGGUAAAGACUGGACACUAAAUUUUUUUUUUUAUGUAUUUAUUUUAUUAUGUACAACCUCUUAUUACAAUCAUUACUAUUGU
Sipha flava (yellow sugarcane aphid) is the source of this 2404-nucleotide messenger RNA. Its product is annotated as cilia- and flagella-associated protein 206-like. NCBI's taxonomy places the organism in Eukaryota, Metazoa, Arthropoda, Insecta, Hemiptera, Aphididae. Gene Ontology annotation, biological process: regulation of cilium beat frequency. The record is from RefSeq and is a predicted model, not a curated record. The transcript is spliced from 10 exons. The coding region runs from base 38 to 2200 and encodes 720 amino acids. Gene Ontology annotation, cellular component: ciliary basal body; axoneme.